GAUCCGCGGCGGGAGAAAGAGAGAAAGGGAGGCAGGACAAGACGCCGCCGCCGCCGCCGCCGCCGCCGCGCUUCCCAACCCCCCACUGGAGAAAGGAGGCGAUCCGCAGCCGCGAGAGGACCGGAUCCCGCUCUGGCUGAGCGCAGCGAAUGCGGCUCCUUUCUACGCUCCGCCCGCUCGAUCUUCAGCGAAGGGAUAGCGUCCCCCGCACCCACCCCCAGCGGCGUGCUUAAUGGGCGGUAGCGCGGGCUGGCGAGGGACCCGCAGGAGCCGUUCGCCGGUUCCUCCCAGUCCCGGCCCCCGCGGCCAGAAAGAGAUCGUUUAGAUCCGAUCGCCAGGCUCUCGGGUCCCGUGGCCCUAUAGACCCGGGCGGGCUGGUCGAGCCAGCCGGCGAUCGGCGGCGGAAGAAACGGCACCCGCGUGUCCGGGAAGAAGCGGGCGCGGCGAAAGAGACGCAGGAAGGUUUUUAAGGGCAACGUGGAAAAAAGGGGGAGCGCUGGGUGUGGCGGCCGAGGCGGGCUGGCUUGGGAAGCGAGGCGAAGCGAAGGUGGGCGGGCGGGCGACCCUCGGGUCCCCCGGGGAUCUCGCCGCUUCUAAGAGCUGUUAACACCUAUGCGUGACUUAGCCGAGGAUCCCGCAGGCGAGCCUUCCGUCCAUCUGCCCGGCCGGCUUACGAAACCGCGGAUCGUGCCCCGGGCGCCGCCUCCCCGGCUCCCCUCUAUGUGAGGUUGCCUUUCCUCCUCCUCCUCCUCCUCCUGCUGGAUGGCGAUUGACCGGCGCCGAGAGGAGGGUGGCGGAGGGGACCGGCCCCUCCCCGAAGAAAACGGCUCUCUGCCUGGCGGGGAGGCGGACCCUGCCGCUGCAGCUUCGGCCGCACCCCCUGCAGGGGGUCUCUCGGCGGAGAUCCAAAGCCUGCCUCUUCCCACGCCUCCCUCCGGGUCCUGCAGCCCCCUGCUUCUGGAUUACGAUGGCUCCGUGCUGCCCUUCCUGGGGGGGCUGGGCGGUGGGCACCAGAAAACCCUCAUCUUCCUCACCUGGAUCCCCGCGCUUUUCAUCGGCUUCAGCCAGUUCUCGGACAGUUUCCUCUUGGUGCAGCCCAUCUCUUGGUGCAAGGGGACGGAUGGGCAGAGCAACUGGACCGAGUUUCCACCGCAGGUAACACCCAGGGGGCUCACCACCAGCCCCGACUAUAACCACAGCAGCAACAGCUACAGUAGGGGGAUCCUGGCCGCCCCAGAACUGCCCACUCCUGAGGGGAAGAAUGACAGUUACUGCCACUGCAGUGAGAGGUACCAUCGGAUCCCUGCAGGCCUGCAGCAGAAUAUCGUGAGCAAGUGGGAUCUGGUCUGUGACUCUGCCUGGAAAGUUCACAUUGCGAAGUUUUCUCUGCUUGUAGGAUUAAUCUUUGGCUACCUAAUAACAGGAUGUAUAGCCGAUUGGGCUGGUCGUCGUCCAGUGCUGCUCUUCUCAGUGUUGUUCAUCUUAAUAUUUGGACUGACAGUGGCCCUCUCAGUGAAUGUGACCAUGUUCAGCACACUCAGGUUUUUUGAAGGGUUUUGCCUGGCUGGAAUAACCCUUUCCUUGUAUGCACUACGGAUAGAGCUCUGCCCUCCUAACCAACGUUUCAUGAUCACAAUGAUAGCAAGCUUUGUAGCAAUGGCAGGACAGUUCCUGAUGCCAGGGUUGGCUGCCCUCUGCAAGGACUGGCAAAUUCUCCAAGCCGUGAUCAUCUGCCCUUUCCUGCUGAUGUUACUGUACUGGUUUAUUUUCCCAGAAUCUCUUCGCUGGCUGAUGGCCACACAGCAGUUUGAAGCUGCAAAGAAGCUCAUCCUUCGUCUGACUCACAGGAAUAGGAUGAGCACAGAGUGUGAUAUUAAGGGAGUGAUGACUGGCCACAGGUGGUUGCCCACAGCUCUGUCAGGAAGUGAAGAAAAGGACAGCAUGUCAUGGAGCUCUAAUGGCUUUGUUGUCAGAAAGUGCCAGAUGGGGGAUAUGGGAAGCAGCCAAGCUGGAGAACUAGAGAAAGAGCUUGCCAGGAGACCAAAAAAAGUCUGCAUUGUUAAAGUGGUGGGAACAAGGAACCUGUGGAAAAACAUUGUUGUGCUCUGCAUCAAUUCGCUGACUGGAUAUGGAAUACACCACUGCUUUGCAAAGAGUAUGAUGGGUCAUGAAGAUAUGAUGUCCUUUACCAACAAUUUUUAUGCAGACUAUUACACCAUGGCCAGCAUCACUCUGGUGUCCUGCCUGGCUAUGUGCCCAGUGGUUGGUUUUCUCGGAAGAAGAGGGGGUCUCCUGCUCUUCAUGAUCCUCACUGCUCUGGCUUCUCUUUUACAACUGGGCCUUCUCAACUUGAUAGGAAAAUACAGUCAACUUCCAGAUUCAGGUAUGAGUGACACCGUAAAGGACAAAUUCUCCAUUGCGUUUUCCAUCGUGGGGAUGUUUUCAUCGCACGCAGUUGGAAGUCUGAGUGUAUUCUUCUGUGCAGAGAUCACCCCAACAGUAAUAAGGGGUGGCGGCCUUGGCCUCGUCCUGGCUAGUGCAGGCUUUGGGAUGCUGACAGCACCCAUCAUGGAACUUCACAACCAGAAAGGCUACUUCCUCCACCAUGUGAUUUUUGCUUGUUGCACCCUCAUCUGCAUCAUCUGCAUUCUCCUCUUGCCAGAGAGCAAAAACCAGAACCUGCCAGAGAACAUUCCAGAUGGUGAACAUUAUACCCGGCAGCCUCUCAUACCGCAUAAGAAGGGGGAGCAGCCCCUGCUGCUGACGAACUCUGAACUUAAAGAUUACUCUGGCCUCCAUGGUUCGGCAACAGUGAAUGAUGGGGUGACCGAGACCGUCACUGCCAACGGGAUGAAAGCAAUGUAGGAGGAGGAGGAGGAGGAGGAGGAGCAUUUAGCUGUGGGUUUGCUUCUCGUCCAAGAUUUACAAACCAUUGAGAAGAAGGGAUGGAUAUACAGGGAAAUUAGACUCUGCUGCUAAAGCCACUUCUAGAAAUCUGUGAUGGGGAUACAAAUUGCUUUGAGGCACAGUAAUGGGGGGAAAUGCAUCUUCAGAAAAACUGGCUGGAGAUCACUGUCCAUUUAUAUUUUUUUUCCUGCCAUGAAAUAGUUCUAUUUAUUUUGUUGAUUUUCCCCAUGAAAGCACUUUAUUCUGUUCUUCUUCUCUUGUUGACCAUAAACAUGAAGCCAUGUUACUCUCAAGAAAAGCAUCCAUUCCAAGAAAGAAAUCAUGAGGUGGUAUGGUUUUGGUUUCAUUCUAUUGUUUAUUUUUGUGUUUUUACUAGGGGUAUGAGGCAUCUCUUAUUGCAACAAUGAAUUUUUUGGCUACUGACAUUUUGAAUCAUCUUUUUUUUUCCCUUGAUCUCUCCAGAUAAUUAAUAUUUCCUCCUUCCAACUUCCUAGUCCCAUUUACUGUGAAAGUGUGCUAAAUUCCAACUGUGUUUUAAGUAGCAGAAAGAAAAGUCUGGAUCAGAAGCCCUAGGGUAUUUUUAACAGCUCUUAAUUUAGAAGUUGAAGAAUCCACAUGUAAAUUGCUGUUUACAGUAAAAAUAAAAAGCACUGCACAAGGAGGUAAUUUUUUUCCAAGAAGAAGUUAAAUGGAUAAGAAGGGUUUUUAAGUGGGAAAGAUUUUUAUUGAUGAUUCUUUCAAGUGUCUGCUAAUUAAAAAUAAGCCAUUUCAAAAAGCCCUACUCGAAAACAAACACUAUCAAGAAUUAUUUUUUAACUUCAAAAGAAAGAAGAGGUAAUGCUUUUUAAAAAAUUACCUCCAAGCUGAGAAGGGGAGAAAUAAUGGCAAAAUAGUUACUGGUUGUCCCAGAAGCCAUGGGCUGGAAUUCUUGUUAGCCCCAACAUCAUCAUCCUUGUUCUAAGGAAUGUUUGAUUCUGAUGGAUGAGUGCAAUGACGUAAAGAUCAAGUUUAGGGGGGGAAAUACAGGCAAAAAUGGGAAGCAACUGAUUGAAAAGGCCCCUUUAAGAAGAUUUUGGAGCACCCUCCAUGUGACAUCCGAAGUAAUUAUUUUUCUAGGUUGCAUAUAUUGUCAGCCAGCUGCCCUUUUUACUAUUGAAACCUUACAAAAUGGCUGCCAUAAGUGCACCAACACAAAAUCCAAAGUGCUCUUGUAGGAUUCUUCGUGGUUUUUUUUUUACCCUACAAUAAAUAACAGCCAAGACCCAUAUGAUCACUGGGGCUGAAAAUUCUUAACUCCCUGGUCCUAAGUAAACCUGAAGGUAACUGCUCUUGAAACUCAGCUGCUUCUGCAUCAGCUGUGUUUAAGAGCAGGAAGCUAAUAAAACAGAACAUCUCUUCCUUCCUCUUCCCCACAGAUUCAUCAAUAAUAUCUGCUGGCAAUUUAAAUCUCUGCUCUUGCUCAAGCCUUGGCUGAUUUCAGCAGUGUUUUUUACGCAAGAGUCAUCCAAAGUCAGCUUCAUGCAAGAAGGUCUGAAGUUGUGGCUAGUUAAAACUAUUCCUAUUCCCUUUUCUUUACUAACAUCGCCAUCAUGAGACUGAUUGUCCAACAGGACUGCCACUUAAAUCAACGCAGCAGCCAAGUGGUGAUGUGUAGAGCUGUUCACUUGGUGGUCAUUUUGUUUGAUGUAUAUUUUGCAUUUGUGGGUAAAGUGUUAGGGACCCACUUUUGUGCACCCUUCCUUGUUAUGCCCCUUCUUUCUUUCUUUCUUUCUGUAUAUUGUCUGUUGACUUCGCUGUGUAUCUUCUUACUUCUCCUGUCAGACUUGUUUUGUGUAGAUCAGAGGUGGGGAAAGAUGGCCCCUUUAUGACUUGUGGACUUCAACUCCCAGAAUUCCUGAGCCAGCCUGGCCUGGCUCAGGAAUUCUGGGUGUUGAAGUCCACAAGUCAUAAAGGGACCAUUGUUAUCCAUCCCUGAUGUAGAUAUAGACCUGCAUCCAGUAGCAAGUAUCAUACAACCUCCAAUGUUGAUGGGCAAAAUGGUUCCGCAGAAGAGUUGAGACUUUUGAAAUACUUGAAAAGAGAAAUGAUGUCAUAAAGCUGCUAACUCUCAUACACGGAAUGAAAAGCAUGGGGAAAUCCUUUGCAAACUCUGAUGAGGAGGGAAACAUAAAGCAGCUGGGUUGUUCAGCUUCAGGACUGUGGGUUUCCCCCCUCAGCUGCCACUGCUGUGUUCACCUCAGUAGAACUUCUUUUUCCAGCCCCCCCCCCUUUUUUUUUUUUUGCACACUCUAGUAAACUGUCUGGUUUUAACAACAUGACCACCACUCCUCCAUUAAUCUCUUUUGACAUCACAUUCAAACAAUAAGGCCCUUUGAAUUGUGCAGUAUUCAUGUGCCAAAUUUGUGUGACGCCUUUUGCCUUUUAUAUGAUGCUUGUUAUUAAGUGAUAUAUCAGGAACAGCGAGUUUCUAGUAUAAAUUUAUUUUUCAGUGGAGUGGAGCCUUGUGUUUUUUGGGGGGAGGGGGAUUUAUUAUUGACAUCCAGGCUCCAAGUAGACACAGAGCACUUUUGCAGUCUGUAUGCUGUGGAGUAGCUUUUUUUAAUUCCCCACUCCUGUACAUAUAGUCUUUACUACAACCAUGCACUAACAUAGGGAAUUUCUUGCAUUUUACCAUGGUUCAGAGCCCCCGUUGUGUUCAUUCUGUCACCUACAAUCCUCACCACUUUCUGAUGUGACGCUCCUUAACUUUACAAACAAGCAGAGAAAGAGAGCAAGCGGUUGGAGAUUGUAUAUCGUAAGAAGAGAGGAGCACUUGGUGAUUUAAAACAAAAAAAGAUUUGUUUUUCAAGAUGUGCAUUUUUAUUAUUUUGAUCUGAAUCUGGUAUUUGGAAUUAAUGUGUUGUUAUUCGUGCCCAACUUUCCUUGUAAUUUGCCUCACUGAAGACCGUCAGUUGAGUCCUCACAGCAUUUUUGUUGAAGACGGUUUAGUAGAACAUGUUUCUAAUAAAUUAUGUUGCACGCCUAAAUUUAAAUUAUUUUUUGAUGAAGUGGGCAUAAAAUUAUCCGCUGGACCACAGGAUUCUACUGAAUGUGCUCAAGUGCAACCCUAGAUUCUGAAGGCUAUUCAUAGAGCUCGACCUACCUGAACUUUGAUCCAUUUUCAAGGACUCACAGAAGUUUGUUACAGUUGUGGUGUGGUGGGUCUCUGCUGCUAUCUCCUCCAAUAAUAAGCUGCAUGUUGCUGGAGGCUUGCUCAUAGCAAACCAUUGGCAAUAUUUUUCCAUAGCAUCCCAUUCAAGUAUUCUUCUUAAGACUGGACUACUACAUACUUGGCCCCCAGGUUGCUUCUGGAAAAAUCAACUACUUAUUGCAGCCUAUCAAGCAUUUGGAUAGGUCUUCUGUUUUUUACAGCCUUAGCAUCGUCCAUGGCAGCGGUCCCUAAUAUAGAGCUGAUUGCACGCACACAACCAGAAGUCUGUAACUUUGACAAACUGUCAGGCAACCUCACAGGACUUGGCUAUAUUUAUUUAUUAGGCAUUAUUGAUGUUUUCGUUUUUCCAGUGUGUGAAACGUUGCAGAUAUGUGGUGUACAGCUUCAUUCUUCUUGUUAAAUCUGAAAAGCAGGUUUUAUGGUCUUUCUGCUCUUCAAAACUGAAUGGAGACCGGCAAGAAUGAGCCAUGUACCACAAGGAUCCAUUCACCACCCUACCCUUUUAGCACAACGUUGUCUUUAACCAGGUGGCGUCUGGGUUUUUCCCCCCCUGUUGUUUUGAACUGUAAGCCCAGUUUGAAUGUUCAAUUGGGACAGAAUGGCAAUACAUGUAUUAAAUCUUGUGUUUUUUUAAAAAAAAGAGUUAAAAAUAUUGUUCUCUAAUAGGAAAAGGUUGAUCAACAAGAACACCUUCACCCAUUGAAAAUGGGAAUGGGAGUGUGUCAUCUAGCCAUUCCUUUCAAAGGGUCUAGGUCCAGCAGAAGUGGUAGGAAACUUGUGUCUGCAAAUAUACUGCCACUACUGUGCUCAUUGUGUAAUGUGAGAAUGGCUUGAACGCUACAUUAAAAAUGAUCGUUAGAGACUGAUUGUGUACUCAAUGCCAUUUUGUCCUGUGGAGACCAAGCAACACCAGUGCCACUAUGGCCUUUCCCUGCAGCAGCCUUGAAGCUUAACCCUCUGCAGAACCACAGAAUAUGCUCUGUCAGAGAAAGCUUCUGCUGCAUCACCUACAAGCUGUUGCAAUGGGGUGUACAAAAAGGGGAGGGAUGCUCCCUAGUUGCACAGAUUUCAAGACCAGCUUUAGCACAAGAAUGCUUGAAAACUGACUGCUGCAGAACACAGAUAAAACCCUUGGUUCUUGCCAGAUAAAAAAAGAAUGGCAUAUCUUGUUUGGCAAUUUCAUAGAAAACCAAAGGAGAGUGAUCUUAAGAACCAUGACAGUCAGAUCUUCCAGCUAAGGAAGCCCUGGGAGGCUGCCUGGUCCUGGAAGAGAAAAAAAAAUCCUUAUAUUUAUCCAAACAGGGAGACCAUCAGUAUCUGUUCUGUCCACUUCCAAUUUUUCUACUCCUGCUUUCGGUAAUUUGAGUUCAGCCAUUUUUGGGGAGGUAUAUUUGAAAAUAAUUUAUUAGAAACCUUUUUUAACAGCAAGAAAGUUCAGAUCAAAAUUGAACAUUCCAAGACUUUCUGUGCCAUUUGGUAUCAAAACAUUUUGAAAAUGGUGCAGAGAACCUUGUUAUGGGUCAUUGUAAGAAUGAAUUCUUAAAGAGUAUUCUGAAUUGUUGGCUCGAUUUUGUUUUUUGUGGUGUUGUUUAAAUUACCAACUAUUUAUGUCGCCAGAUCCUAAAGCCAAACUAAAGAAGAAAAAAAGUCACCAAAUUCAGAAGUGCCAUUAAAAUGAACUCUGAAUGUCAUAUCAAGUUGCAUCUAUAGCUGGGACAGAAAGACAACAAGUGUUGAGUAUGUUUCACACUUGAUUUUUAAAAAAAUAAAGUUAACAAAACCUCAUUUUUUUCAAUGUACUGUGUGAAAAUCUUUUGGAACAGAGUAGUGUGCUAUGUCUGUAGUGGAUGACUUCCCCGCCCUUUCCCUCAAUUUCUGAUGAUGUUUUCUUGACUAAUCGUUGUUACUGUACUUUUUUUUUAUCAUGAGUAGUUGGUGCUUCUUCAUAGCACAAGCUUAACAAUCAACUACUGGAGAACAGUCUUAAAAGCUAAAUGUCUGCAUGAUGUUACACCCGUUGUACCUACUGAACAACUUUGUAUGUAAAUGUACAGGAAUAAAAGACGUUGCUCCAUUAUUGCUGGACUCAGUGUUCAUCUGUUUUAUUGGGAUUACCCCAUUUUGCAUUAUUACAGAUGCUGCUUUGUCCAUGUGCUGUGGAGCUGGCAGCGAAGCCGGACAGUGAGGAGGCUGGGGAGGACAAUGGGUCAGUCCUGGAGUCAGGGGAAGGCCCGGACGAGGGCUCUGCGUCGGAGGCAGAGAUGGGGCCAGGGCCAUCUGGGAGCAAUGCACAGAUUCCGGAGCCUCCAGAGGUGGACAGCAGAGAGGCAGAGGAACAGGAGGAGCCUGUCCCUAAUGCACACAUGAAAAGAGCUGUCAGAAGGCAAGAGCAGCUAAAGCAAAAAGGACAACUUGGGAGUAAGGCCAGGAGAUGAUUGACCCCUCCCAUAAGGCUUAAAAGAGCGGCUCUUGGGUUCUUUGUAGGAAAGCAACAUUUCUACAAUUGUUUCGUCUCCUGUUUCUGAACUUCAUGGGGUUCUUGCCAAGAAAAGCAGAGUGCCAAAGAAGACAAAGGUUUGUGAUAAGGCCGAAGGACUUUUUCUGGACUUAAUUUGGACUAAGCUGAGAAUGAAGUAAUUCUCAGCUGUUCUAAUAAA
Messenger RNA from Ahaetulla prasina, 8775 nucleotides. It is a transcript of the gene SLC22A23, whose product is annotated as solute carrier family 22 member 23. Gene Ontology annotation, cellular component: membrane. Gene Ontology annotation, biological process: transmembrane transport. Lineage: Eukaryota; Metazoa; Chordata; Lepidosauria; Squamata; Colubridae. The transcript is spliced from 11 exons. The record is from RefSeq and is a predicted model, not a curated record. The coding region runs from base 763 to 2865 and encodes 700 amino acids. Gene Ontology annotation, molecular function: transmembrane transporter activity.